This is a messenger RNA of Phodopus roborovskii (desert hamster), 5448 nucleotides long. RefSeq names its product O-linked N-acetylglucosamine (GlcNAc) transferase (gene Ogt). Gene Ontology annotation, biological process: protein O-linked glycosylation. Lineage: Eukaryota; Metazoa; Chordata; Mammalia; Rodentia; Cricetidae. Bases 227 to 3367 code for a protein of 1046 amino acids. Gene Ontology annotation, molecular function: protein binding; protein N-acetylglucosaminyltransferase activity. The transcript has 22 exons. The record is from RefSeq and is a predicted model, not a curated record.
GUUGUUUCGGUCGAGGAGCCGUCGCCGCCAUUUCAAGACAGUGAGAGGUAGAUGUCUAACAAGAGUUCCCAAGAUUCGAGUCCAGUGUCUGCUGCCGCCCAUUAAGCCUUCCAAAACACUGAUACAGCUGCUGCCCUUUUUCUGCUACCUCUAGAAACAUUUUUGCCAGUAGUGGCGGCAGUAGAAGUCAAUUACCCCCUUCUUGCUCUAUCUCAAGAAGCUCCAGAUGGCGUCUUCCGUGGGCAACGUGGCCGACAGCACAGAACCAACGAAACGUAUGCUUUCCUUCCAAGGGUUAGCUGAGUUGGCACAUCGAGAAUAUCAGGCAGGAGAUUUUGAGGCAGCUGAGAGACACUGCAUGCAGCUCUGGAGACAAGAGCCUGACAAUACUGGUGUCCUUUUAUUACUUUCAUCUAUACACUUCCAGUGUCGAAGGCUGGACAGAUCUGCUCAUUUUAGCACCUUGGCAAUUAAACAGAAUCCCCUUCUAGCAGAAGCCUAUUCGAAUUUGGGGAAUGUGUACAAGGAAAGAGGGCAGUUGCAGGAAGCAAUUGAGCAUUAUCGACAUGCCUUGCGGCUCAAGCCUGAUUUCAUUGAUGGUUAUAUUAACCUGGCAGCAGCCUUGGUAGCAGCAGGUGACAUGGAAGGAGCAGUACAAGCUUACGUCUCUGCUCUUCAGUACAAUCCUGAUUUGUACUGUGUUCGCAGUGACCUGGGGAACCUGCUCAAAGCCCUGGGUCGCUUGGAAGAAGCCAAGGCAUGUUAUUUGAAAGCAAUUGAGACGCAACCAAACUUUGCAGUAGCUUGGAGUAAUCUCGGCUGUGUUUUUAAUGCACAAGGGGAGAUUUGGCUUGCAAUUCAUCACUUUGAAAAGGCUGUCACCCUUGACCCAAAUUUUCUGGAUGCUUAUAUCAAUUUAGGAAAUGUCUUGAAAGAGGCACGCAUUUUUGACAGAGCUGUGGCAGCUUAUCUUCGUGCCUUAAGUUUGAGCCCAAAUCACGCGGUGGUGCAUGGCAACCUGGCUUGUGUCUACUAUGAGCAAGGUCUAAUUGACUUGGCCAUCGAUACCUACAGGCGAGCUAUAGAACUGCAGCCACAUUUCCCUGAUGCUUACUGCAACCUAGCAAAUGCUCUCAAAGAGAAGGGCAGCGUUGCUGAAGCAGAAGAUUGUUAUAAUACAGCUCUUCGUCUGUGUCCUACCCAUGCAGACUCUUUGAAUAACCUCGCCAAUAUCAAACGGGAACAGGGCAAUAUUGAAGAGGCGGUCCGCCUAUAUCGCAAAGCAUUAGAAGUCUUCCCAGAGUUUGCUGCUGCACAUUCCAAUUUAGCAAGUGUACUGCAACAACAGGGCAAGCUGCAGGAGGCACUGAUGCAUUAUAAGGAAGCCAUAAGAAUCAGUCCUACAUUUGCUGAUGCUUACUCUAAUAUGGGAAACACUCUAAAGGAGAUGCAGGAUGUUCAGGGAGCCUUGCAGUGUUAUACUCGUGCCAUUCAGAUUAAUCCUGCCUUUGCAGAUGCACACAGCAAUCUGGCUUCCAUUCACAAGGAUUCAGGGAAUAUCCCAGAAGCAAUAGCUUCUUACCGCACAGCUCUGAAACUUAAGCCUGACUUUCCUGAUGCCUAUUGUAACUUGGCUCAUUGCCUUCAGAUUGUCUGUGAUUGGACAGACUAUGAUGAGCGAAUGAAGAAAUUGGUUAGUAUUGUAGCUGAGCAGCUAGAGAAGAAUAGGCUGCCUUCGGUGCAUCCUCAUCAUAGUAUGCUGUACCCUCUUUCUCAUGGCUUCAGAAAGGCUAUUGCAGAGAGGCAUGGGAACCUCUGCUUGGAUAAGAUUAAUGUCCUUCAUAAACCACCAUAUGAACAUCCAAAAGAUUUGAAACUCAGUGAUGGACGAUUGCGUGUGGGGUAUGUGAGUUCUGACUUUGGAAAUCACCCUACUUCUCACCUUAUGCAGUCUAUCCCAGGCAUGCAUAAUCCUGAUAAAUUUGAGGUAUUCUGCUAUGCCCUGAGCCCAGAUGAUGGUACCAACUUCCGAGUGAAGGUGAUGGCCGAAGCCAAUCAUUUCAUUGAUCUUUCUCAGAUUCCCUGCAAUGGAAAAGCAGCUGACCGAAUCCACCAGGAUGGAAUUCACAUCCUUGUAAAUAUGAAUGGGUACACCAAGGGUGCUCGAAAUGAGCUCUUUGCUCUCAGACCAGCUCCUAUUCAGGCGAUGUGGCUAGGAUAUCCUGGGACUAGUGGUGCACUGUUUAUGGAUUAUAUCAUCACUGAUCAGGAAACUUCCCCAGCUGAAGUUGCAGAGCAGUAUUCUGAGAAACUGGCUUAUAUGCCCCAUACUUUUUUCAUUGGUGAUCAUGCUAACAUGUUCCCUCACCUGAAGAAAAAAGCAGUCAUUGAUUUUAAAUCCAAUGGGCACAUUUAUGACAAUCGGAUAGUUCUGAAUGGCAUCGAUCUCAAAGCAUUUCUUGAUAGUCUACCAGAUGUGAAAAUUGUCAAGAUGAAAUGUCCUGAUGGAGGUGACAAUGCAGACAGCAGUAACACAGCUCUUAAUAUGCCUGUCAUUCCCAUGAACACGAUUGCAGAAGCAGUUAUUGAAAUGAUUAACAGAGGACAGAUCCAGAUAACAAUUAAUGGAUUCAGUAUUAGCAAUGGACUGGCAACUACACAGAUCAAUAAUAAGGCUGCAACUGGAGAGGAAGUUCCCCGAACCAUUAUUGUAACCACCCGUUCCCAGUAUGGGCUACCAGAAGAUGCUAUUGUGUACUGUAACUUUAAUCAGUUAUAUAAAAUUGACCCUUCUACCCUGCAGAUGUGGGCAAAUAUUCUGAAACGUGUACCUAAUAGCGUGCUUUGGCUGUUGCGUUUUCCAGCAGUAGGAGAACCCAAUAUUCAACAAUAUGCACAAAAUAUGGGCCUUCCCCAGAACCGUAUAAUUUUUUCACCAGUGGCUCCUAAAGAGGAGCAUGUCAGGAGAGGUCAGCUGGCUGAUGUCUGCCUGGACACUCCCUUAUGUAAUGGGCACACUACAGGGAUGGAUGUUCUCUGGGCAGGGACCCCCAUGGUGACUAUGCCAGGAGAGACUCUUGCCUCUCGAGUUGCAGCUUCUCAGCUCACUUGCCUAGGAUGUCUUGAGCUCAUUGCUAAAAGCAGACAAGAAUAUGAAGACAUAGCUGUGAAACUGGGAACUGAUCUUGAAUACCUGAAGAAAAUUCGUGGCAAAGUCUGGAAACAGAGAAUAUCUAGCCCUCUGUUCAACACCAAACAAUACACAAUGGAAUUAGAGCGGCUCUAUCUGCAGAUGUGGGAGCAUUAUGCAGCUGGCAACAAACCUGACCACAUGAUUAAGCCUGUUGAAGUCACUGAGUCAGCCUGAAUAAAGACUGCGCACAGGAGAAUUAUCCCUAUACCUGAGCCUCGACCUUCUGGGGGAAAGGGAACUAGAUAACAUACUUUGUGCUUAUCUGUACAGUACCGUGUUACAGAUGGGUGAUCUAUAAUGAUAAUAGAAUAGCACAGCCAGACUUGCUUCCUGCAUGAUAGGGAGAGACAAGAGAUAAGAAAUUGCUGUUUUGCAAGGAAUCUCUGUAGAGUUUUGCAGCAAGCAGAUGGUGCAGAGGUCUGGAAUGUUUGGUGUCCCUUGGUCUUACAUGGGAUACUUAAUUAAUGUGUGUGGAGGGAGAUAGAGAUUGACCAGCUAUUUUGUGAUUUCAUGGAUUGAUCAAGUCUUCUGAUCCUUUUUUUUCUUUAUAUUUUGGGUAUUGGAGCUUUUAAAAAUGUUUGCUUUCAGGUAUUUUUACUCAUGUGAAGUGAUUUUGAUUCUUCUGAGACAAGGUUUUAAACUAAAAUGUUGCUUCCUGUUUUAGUGUCUGAACUGUGACAGGGUGACAGGGACCUUGCUGGUGUAGUCUUUUUUAUAGGUUUUAUAAACCACUUGAGCCUAUAUCAGUCGUUUUAGUGUCUGACCUAAUGCUUGAUGCUGUUAGUGCUUUGUUGAUUUAGAUGGUGAUUCAAGGUUUUUCAGUCUCUUUCCUACUUCUUUUCUCUCACCUCCCUUUAAAUUCUCCUGUGACUGCUAACAAAACCAAGUCUUGUUUCAAACAUCCCAGAGUGUUUCUCUUAAACACACCAUCUGGUGCCAAAUGAAAAUUCUUAGGAGUGAAUAUUAAUCAUGAAGGGCACAGUUGUGGUACUGUUGUUGAUAAUAUUGUAGAUUUUUUUUUGUCUAAUUUUUACCUAUUUCACCAGUGUUUAAGCCCUUGACUGCCCCUCCUAUGCUGCUUCCAAAAGUGAUAGUGUGUGAUAAGAUUUUUACCUUCCUUUCUAAAGUUUGUUUUUUUUUUUAAAGUGAGUCCUGUUCUUCCUAUUUCUUUCAGCAGAAAUGAAAUCCCAGGUAAGUAUAAGUAUUCAAAUAUUUGAUUAGUAAGUUGCAGUUAUCUCCAGUACAUUAAAUAAUGUUCACUUACAGAUUUAGAGGUAAAAGUCCUGCAGGACCAUCUCUACACAAGCAGUUAUUUUUUAGACUGUGUUAAUGUAUAUCUUCUGGACUUAAUCUCUAAGUCUGUGGAUUCAGCCGUGGUAAUAGUGAAUUUGCAUCACUACUUGGUUUAGAGUACAAGUUAGACGUUAUUUUCCCUCCUGGAGCUUGAAUUCUUGGUGGUUAUAAAAAAAUGCAUUUCAAUGAAGGGUAGAGGGCUUGAGGCUUAAACAAACAAGCCAACAUAUGACUUUGUACUGCUCUACUUACUGCACUUAGAGUCUCCAGUUACAGCUCAGUUUUGUCUGUUUGUAGUGCUCUAGAUUCUUUCCAAAGCACCUAGGCAGUGCACCUAUUCUGUAGUUGCAGCUCUUGCCUGAAUGUACCUUAGCUGACAAGUUAUUGAUAAUUAAGAACUUGAAUUUGUGAUUCUUACUGCUAGUUAAAACCUAAGCAAGAAGUCUUAUGUGUGAUUCUGAAGCAGAAUUACAUUGUAAUGAACUGUGUACCUUUAGUAAUGUAAAUCAAGGAACACCAGUUAAGGGAUUUCUUAAUUUAUUUUUUAACUGAAUAAAUAUCAGUUAAAGGUUGCCAGCAUGGUUACAGGUAAACUGAUUUUCAAAAUUUACUGAACUACUAAAUGUGGGCUUGGAUAAUAGACUUCCAGUGCCGCUAAGGCUGUGAUCUGUGGCCAUUUUACAUAGCACAUCAUUCCUCCUAUAGGGAUGAACUUUUUCCUGGCACGAAAAGUAGCCACUCUGGUUGAAGCUUUGCUUAUUGUAACAGGCUUUUAUUUCCAGGUAACAUGUCUGUGGAAGACUUAAUUCAGAUAGUUAUAGAUAUUACUGGAAACUAAUUUGUGUUUUUUUUUUUCUAUUAUACUCUGCUUUAUUGAAAAAGUAAAGCAUUUAAAUUGUGCUCCAGAAAUUCAGAUGUUGUCUUGCGAUCUUUAAACAAUAAAUGGAUGAUUUCCCCUUAAA